AUGUCUACCGGAGUUGGAAUGUCCUCAUGCUGCUUGACCGGCAAGGUCCAGGAAGGUACCCCCAAGGGCCACAUCGAGACCAUCGCUGGUCUUCAGACCUACGUCGCCGAGCCCAAGGACGGCUCAAAGUGGAAGACCGUCAUCUUCCUCGUCGACAUCUUCGGCUGGGAGUUCAAGAACACCCGCUUGCUCGCCGACCAGUACGCCGCACAGGGCUUCACCGCUUACAUCCCCGACGUUCACGAGGGUGAUUCGCUUGACAUUGAGUUCUUGCAGACCGUCGAGCCUCAAAAGACCGAGCGCGACUCUCGCAGCAUUACUGAGAAGGCCGCUGCUACUGCAAAGACUGGCGCAACUCUUGGCCCUUGGCUCCUUAAGCACCGCGAGAGCGUCGCUCGCCCCUUGAUCGAGAGCUUCAUCAAGCAGGUUCGCUUGAUUCCCGGAACCAACAAGGUCGGUGCGAUUGGCUUCUGCUGGGGUGGCAGAUAUGCCAUUCUCGCUGGAGACAAGGACUUCAGUGGUGCCGAGGGUAUGGGUGUGGACGCCGUCUACAGCUGUCACCCUUCGCUCGUGGCCAUCCCUGGAGAUUUCGAAGGUCUCGCCGUCCCUGCAUCCUUUGCGCUCGGCGACUCUGACAGCUUGCUCGGGAACAAGGAGGUUGACCAGAUCAAGGAGCUCAUGUCCAAGAAGAAGAGCGAGGGUAUCGACACCGAGGUUCGCGUCUACGAGGACCAGGUUCAUGGAUUCGCACUUCGCGGAGACUGGAACUCAGAAAAGGACAAGAAAGCCAUGGACGAGUCGUGCAAGCAGGGCAUUGACUUCUUCAACAAGCACCUGGCAUAA
This is a messenger RNA of Aureobasidium pullulans EXF-150, 843 nucleotides long. Its product is annotated as dienelactone hydrolase family protein-like protein. Lineage: Eukaryota; Fungi; Ascomycota; Dothideomycetes; Dothideales; Saccotheciaceae. The transcript has 2 exons. Bases 1 to 843 code for a protein of 280 amino acids. Gene Ontology annotation, molecular function: hydrolase activity. The record is from RefSeq and is a predicted model, not a curated record.